This is a messenger RNA of Mirounga angustirostris (Northern elephant seal), 8764 nucleotides long. Its product is annotated as zinc finger protein 555. Gene Ontology annotation, molecular function: RNA polymerase II cis-regulatory region sequence-specific DNA binding; DNA-binding transcription factor activity, RNA polymerase II-specific. The coding region runs from base 168 to 1925 and encodes 585 amino acids. The transcript has 5 exons. Gene Ontology annotation, cellular component: nucleus. Gene Ontology annotation, biological process: regulation of transcription by RNA polymerase II. Lineage: Eukaryota; Metazoa; Chordata; Mammalia; Carnivora; Phocidae. The record is from RefSeq and is a predicted model, not a curated record.
GCGGGGGCGGGCGCGCUCGAGGCCGCGUGGACGUGGCUCUGGGCCGGCCCGGGCGCCCCCGCGCACCUCCCCCGCGCGGCUCCAGGUGUCCGGUGCGCGCCGCUCUCACCUGCCCGGCCCGCGGGCCCGCGGGGAGGACGCCCGGAAGCUCGGAGCCGGGCCGCGAGAUGGACUCAGUGGUCUUUGAGGAUGUGGCCGUGGACUUCACCCUGGAGGAGUGGGCUUUGCUGGAUUCUGCUCAGAGGGAACUGUACAGAGAAGUGAUGCUGGAAAACUUGAAAAACCUGGCCUCAGUGGGGAAAAUUUGGGAAGAAUUUAGCACUGAAGAUCAGCACACAAAGCAGGGGAGACAUCUGAGAAAUCAUGUGGUGGAGAAACUCUCUGAAAGUAAUGAUCAGUAUGGGGAAGGCUCCGGUCAGAUUCCAAAUCGUAAUCUGUACCAGAAAACUCAUACUGGAGUAAAAGAGUAUGGAUGUAGUGCAUAUGGAAAAGUCUUUGUGCCUCAUUCCUCCCUCAAGAGUCACGUCGCCAUGCACACUGGAUACAAGCCGUAUCAGUGUCAGGAGUGUGGGCGGGCCUAUAGUUGUCGAUCACACCUACGAAUGCACGUGAGGACCCACAACGGAGAGAGAACCUAUGAGUGUAAAUCAUGUGGAAAAACCUUUCCUCGUACGUCGUCCCUCAACCGGCAUAUAAGGAUCCAUACUGCCGAGAAGACUUACGAAUGUCAGCAGUGUGGGAAAGCCUUCAUUGAUUUUUCAAGUCUUACUAGUCAUGUGAGAACUCACACUGGAGAGAAGCCCUAUAAAUGUAAAGAAUGUGGGAAAGCCUUCAGCUAUUCCUCAACUUUUCGAAGGCACAUGAUAACACACACUGGAGAGAAGCCCUAUAAGUGUCAGGAAUGUGGGGAAGCCUUCAGCUAUUCCUCAACGUUUCGAAGACACAUGAUCUCACACACCGGGGAGACACCACAUAAAUGUAAGGAAUGUGGAGAAGCCUUUAGUUAUUCCUCAGCUUUUCGAAGGCACAUGAUAACACACACUGGAGAGAAACCCUAUGAAUGUAAACAGUGUGGGAAAACCUUCAUUUACCUGCAGUCCUUCCGGAGACACGAAAGGAUUCACACUGGAGAGAAACCCUAUGAAUGCAAACAAUGUGGGAAAACCUUCAUUUAUCCCCAGUCCUUCCGAAGACAUGAGAGGACUCACGGUGGAGAGAAACCCUACGAAUGUAGCCAGUGUGGGAAAGCAUUCAGCCAUCCCUCAUCCUUUCGAGGACACAUGAGAGUGCACACUGGAGAGAAACCUUACGAAUGCAAUCAGUGUGGAAAAACUUUCAACUGGCCCAUAUCCUUAAGAAGACAUAUGAGGACACACACGAGAGAGAAACCCUAUGAAUGCAAACAGUGUGGGAAAGCCUUCAAUUUGUCUGCUUGCUUUCGGGAACACGUGAGAAUGCAUCCUGGAGAGAAAUCGUAUCAAUGCAAGCUAUGUGGGAAAGCAUUCUAUUGCCACAUAUCCUUACAAAAACAUAUGAGAAGGCACACCGCAGAGAAACUCUACGAAUGCAAGCAAUGUGGCAAGGCUUUCAGUUGGCCUGAACUUUUGCAACAGCAUGUGAGAACACACACUGCAGAAAAACCCUAUGAGUGUAAGGAAUGUGGGAAAGUCUUCAAAUGGCCAUCGUCUUUGCCGAUACAUAUGCGAGUGCACACUGGAGAGAAACCUUAUGACUGUAAGGAGUGUGGGAGAGCCUUUAGUUGUUCCUCGUCCUUAAGAAGACAUGUACGAAUACACACCACAGAGAGACACUGCUUGGGGGAUGCGGGAAAUUCUCCUGCAAAGGAAUUCAUGCCUCAUGCAUCAGAAAAUCCACACCAGGAGAGAAAUCUUAUCAAAGCCGUAAAUAUGGUACUGCCCUUGUGAGUACCUCAUCAAAGUGGACCUUUGGGGCGUGUAUCUCCAGUUCUGUUACAGAUAGCGCUCCAAGUACUCUUUCAGCUGUCAUUUCAAAUUUUGCAGGUGGUGUUUUUUCCCUACAUUUCCAUAAAUAAACCUGCUACCUUUAUGGUUUGUUGGACUCAUGGUGAUUUGAAGUGUAUUUUUAAUAUGUAGGUAAGUUUUAAUUUCUUUGAAUUCUUGAAGGGGUUUUUGGAACAAUGGCAUUUUGGUAUUUGUUGGGAUUUUCUUACUAGCUUAGCGUGGCAGAUACUGGAUAUUACCCGUUAUAUGUUUUCUGCCUUACUGAGAAUCUAUUUAUUUUGGCCAGAGGAACGUUACUGCAUUUUCUUUACAAAUAGUUUGCAGACAUUUGUAAUUGUGCAGAGUUCUUGAAAAGCAUAGUCUUGUGUGAAUUGUCAUUUUCAACCCUUUCCCUUUGCUCUUUGUCCUUGCUUGUGACUGGAAAUUGGACAGUAGGCUUUUACUGAAAAGCUACUUUGUGACCAUGAGCUAUAGGAUACAGAGUUUGAGGUGGUUCCUCUACAUUGUGUUGUCAAUGUGGGUAAUGUUGGGAACUACAUUUCCCAUCCCUUUAUGAUCAUGUCAAAUUUACCAGUAGCCUAACUUCGCAUGAGAUUUGGAAGGCAGAAAUGAAGAAGCCAUUUCUGUGUUUGGACACGUUAAAGUGUGAGUGAUGCAAAGGGGCUUUUGGACAUCAGCCCGUUUUCCUGAUCUUGGCCCUGCCAAUCAAGGGUAUCAUGAAAAAAAAAAUGCCACGUGCUCGAUUCCCAUUUUCCUCAGAGUUUUGUAGGCUUCCAUGAAUAUCUCCAUGAGCUAUGUAUCAAGGAUCCACUUGUGUGGUCUUGCACUCACAAUUUGGAUAUUCCUACCAACUCUGAUGUGUUCUCUAGACCACUCAUUCAGACUCACGUUCAGUGAUCUUUGAUGCUGUGAUUCCCCUCUUCUCUAGAUUUUCACAUAUGUGUAUAAGGUCUAAUUUGUCUAGUGAACACCUUAUUUUCAAUACUUCUAGUGACUCUGUGAUCCGGAUUCUGCCACAAAAGCUACUACAAAGCCAAACAACACGUGGGACUUUGUUGACCUAUUGCAUUUUAAAGUGUGCUCAUUCAGUCCUGUGUGACAGAAAGCACCUUCAUGUAUUAGAUUUUGGGAGAGCUCAAUGUUGUUACUUGAUAUGGGCUUCACUGUUACAUUUAUGUGUGUCAUUAAAAACAGUAUAUAUUUUGUCUUUGAGAACAAUCUUUUGUAGAUAUUUCUUAGAAAUACACUAUUCACUGUGUUUUCACAUCACUUGUAUAUUUACUGUAUUACUUUCCUAAGGAUUGCUGUAACAAAGGACCACAACUGAGUGGCUUAAGGCAACAGAAAUUUUGGUCUGACAAUUCUGAAGGUAGAAGUCCAAAAUCAAAGUAUUGGCCAGCCCCUGCUUCCUCUGAAGGUGCUAGGGAAGGAUCUGUUCCAGCCCUCUUCUAGCUUCUGGUAGUUCAUUGGCUUGAGGCAAUGUAACUAAUCUUCCCACUGCAUUCUGCAUGCAUGUGUGUUUAUCUCUUCGUGUGGCAUUCUUUUUAUAAGGACCACACAUAGCAAGUUAGGGCUCACCCUAUCCCAGUAUCUCCGCCUCUAAUUAUAUCUGUGACAACACUAUUUCUAAAUAAGGUCACAUUCUAAGGUACUGGGGCUAGGACUUCAACAUACAAAUUUUGGUGGACAAUUCAGCCCAUAACACUACCAAAUGGUACUCUCUUUGUCAUGUACUGAGAGAAUAGAUUAAAAUAUUCCAUUGCAAUUAUGGAUUCCAAAUCAACUGUGAUUUUGUUAAGCAUUAUACAUUCCAAGACAGUAUUUCCAGGUGCAUACAACUUAAGGUAUUUUGUCAUGUAAAUUUUAUUUUUAUUGUUACAUACACAUUUGUUAUUAAACGAAUUUCGUAAUCCUUGUUAAUAAAACCUCAAAUAAUUGUUUUGUCAAAGCUUUCUAAACAAACCACUGGGAUUUUGUCAAAGCUUUCUAAACAAACCACUGGGAACACACUUGUCAAUGAAAAUUGGGUGCCAUGAAUUCAAGCAAUUUGAGGGAACACGUGAAGGACAGUGGGAUAUAUCAGGCAGAGGGUGUUUGGAAGGCUGUAUUUUCAGAUUUGGGUUUGUGUUUGGUGAUUGUAGAAGGCAGAAAUAGGGCGCCUGGGUGGCUCAGAUGGUUAAGCAUCUGCCUUCGGCUCAGGUCAUGAUCCCAGGGUCCUGGGAUCGAGUCCCGCAUCAGGCUCCCUGCUAGGUGAGGAGCCUGCUUCUCCCUCUGCCUCUGCCUCUCUCUCUCUCUCUCUCUCUCUGACUCUCAUGAAUUAAAAAAAAAAAAAAGCAGAAAUAAUUGAAUUUAGCCAACUAAAACAAAUUGGUAAAGCUGCAGUCAUUAUUGAGAAGAGGGGGUUUUUAAAAAGAUUUUAUUUAUUUGAGAGAGAGUACGGGUUGGCAUAGGGGGAGAGGAACGAGCAGACUCCACGCUGAGUGCAGAGCCCAAGGCGGGGCUUGAUCCCACAACCCCCGAGAUCAUGACCUGAGCCGAAUCCAAGAGUUGGACAUUCAACCAACUGAGCCACCCAGGCAGCCUGAGAAGAGGGGAAUUAAAAAAAAAUUUUUUUAAUUUAAAUUCCAUUUAGUUAACAUACAGUGUAUUAUUAGUUUCAGGGGUAGAAUUUAGUGAUUCAUCAGUUGAAUAUAACACCUGGUACUCAUUACAUCAAGUGCCCUCCUUAAUGCCCAUCACCCAAUACCCCAUCCCUCCUGAAGAGGGGAAUUAUUUGAAAAGUUUUUAUUUUAAUUCUGGUAGUUUACAUACAGUGUUAUGUUAGUUUCAGGUGUACAGUGUGGUGAUUCAGCACUUCCAUAUAUCACCCUGUGCUCAUCACAAGUGCACUUCUUUAUCCCAUCACCUAUUUAACUCAUCCCCCCCAUCCCUUCCCCUCUGGUAACCAGCAGUUUUCCAUAAUUAAGAGUGUGUUUCUUGAUUUCUCUCUCUUUUUCCCCUUUUGCUAGUUUUGUUUCCUAAAUUCCACCUAUGAGUGAAACCCUAUGGUAUUUAUCUUUCUCUGACUAACUUAUUUCACUUAGCAUAAUACUCUCUAGCUCCAUCCUUGUUGCAAAUGGCAAGAUUUCAUUCUUUUUUAUGGCUGAAUAACCCAUUGUGCAUGUGUGUAUGUAUAUAUAUAUAUACAUACACACACAUACAUACCCUAUCUUCUUUUUCCAUUCAUCAAUCAGUAGAUACUUAGGCUGUUUCCGUAUCUUGGCUAUUGUAAAUAACGCUGCUAUAAACAUAGGGGUGCCUGUAUCCCUUUGAAUUAGUAUUUUUGUAUUCUUCGGGUAAAUAUCCAGUAAUGCGAUUGCUGGUUCAUAAGGUAAUGCUGUUUUUAACUUUUUGAGGACUCUCCAUACUCUUUUCCACAGUGGCUGCCCAGUUUGCAUUCCCACCCCCAGUGCAGGAGUGUUCCUUUUUCUCCACAUCCUCACCAACACUGUUGUUCUUUGUGUUUUUGAUUUUAGCCAUUCUGACAGGUGUGAAGUGAUAUCUCAUUGUAGUUUUUGAUUUGCAUUCCCCUAAUGAUAAGUGAUGAACAUCUUUUCAUAUCUGUUGCCCAUCUGUAUGUCUUCUUUGGAGAAAUGUCUGUUCAUGUUUUCUGCCCAUUUUUAAGUUGGAUUAUUUGUUUUUGACUGUUGAGUUUUAUAUGUUCUUUAUAUAUUUUAGAUACUAAUUCUUUAUGGGAUAUGUCAUUUACAAAUAUCUUCUGUCAUUCCUUAGGUUGCCUUUUAGUUUUGUUGAUUGUUUUCUUCACUGUGCAGAAGGUUUUAAUUUUGAUGUAGCCCCAAUAGUUUGUUUUUGUUUCCCUUGCCUCCAGAGACAUAUCUAGAAAGAUGUUGCUAGGGUGAAUGUCAAAGAGGUUACUGCCUGUGUUCUUCUAGGGUUUUUAUGGUUUCAGGUCUCACAUUUAGGUCUUUAAUCCAUUUUGAAUUUAUAUGUAUACAGUGAAAGUAAGUGGUCCAGUUUUCCCAAUACCAUUUAUUGAAGAGACCAUCUUUUUCUCAUUGGAUAUUCUUUCCUGCUUUGUCGAAGAUUAGUUGACCAUAUAGCUAUGAAUCCAUUUUUGGGCUUUCUAUUUUGUUCCAUUGAUCUAUGUGUCCUUUGUGCCAGUACCAUACUGUUUUGACUACUACAGCUUUGUAAUAUAACUUGAAGUCUGGAAUUGUGAUGCCUCCAGCUUUGCUUCUCUUUUUCAAGAUUGCUUUCGCUAUUCAGGGUCUUUUGCAGUUCCAUACAAAUUUUAGGAUUGUUUGUCCUAGUUCUGUGUAAAAUGUUGGUGGCAUUUUGAUAAGGAUUGCAUUAAAUGUGUAGAUUACUUUGGGUAAUACAGACAUUUAACAAUUAUUCCAGUCCAUGAGCAUGGUCUUUCCAUUUCUUUGUCAUCUUCAAUUUCUUUCAUCAGCAUUUUAUAGUUUUCAGAGUACAGGUCUUUCACCUCUUUGAUUAGGUUUAUUCCUCAGUAACUUGUUAUUUUCUGGUGCAAUUGUAAAUGGGAUUGUAUUCUUAUUUCUCUUUCUGCUUCUUCAUUAAUGGUGUAUGAAAUGCAACAGAUUUCUGUAGAUUGAUUUUAAGUCCUGUAACUUUACUGAAUUUUUUUAAAUCACUUCUCGCAGUUCUUUGGUGGAGUCUUUUGGGUUUUCUAUAUAUAGUAUGUCAUCUGCAAAUAGUGAAAGUCUUACUUUGAGAAGAGUGGAAUGUUUAAUGUGAUUUGAUAAUCAUUUGUAUCUCAUUUUACCCUCCCACCCCAUUAGUCCCUCCUCUCACACAGAUGAAGACAGUUAAACACAGGGAGCGCAGAGUUGCCCAAACUCAUGUAGGUCUUAAAAAUCGAAAGCCAGGUUUAAAGGUUAUCUGUGCUUAGUCUUUGCUGGGAAUUGUCACAAGUUUAGAACACUGGAAGGCAGGUGUAAUUGCUGAGUUUUAGAAAUAUGGCAUCAAAUUUUAUAAAUUUUUAUAAAUUUUAUAAAUUUUAUAAAUUUUAUAAAAAAAAAACUCCUAAAGCUAUACAGGCAUUCCUCUUAUAAGACAUGGAAAAGACAGCUAUAGGGAGCUAAGAUCACUGGCUAGGAAUGGGGGAUUUGAGAAUAAGUGGGUACCUAUGUCCUAUGUUUUGUUUGUUUGUUUGUUUUGAGAGUGAUGGUGUAUUCUUUAUUUUGACUGUUGGUAUAACUGAAUUUAUGAGAACUCAGAACUACACUUAAAGGGUGCCUGGGUGGCUCAGUCAUUAAGCAUCUACCUUCGGCUUGGGUCGUGAUCUCAGGGUCCUGGGAUCGAGCCCUGCAUCAGGCUCCCUGCUCUGCAGGAAGCCUGCUUCUCCCUCUCCCAGUCCCCCUGUGUGUUCCUUCUCUCGCUGUGUCUGUCAAAUAAAUAAAUAAAAUCUUAAAAAAAAAGAACUACACUUAAAAUAGUUUUACUGCAUGUAUAUUAAAAAUAAUUUUAAAAAACAACAAAAACUUUAUUUGCUAAGAGAAAAUUUAAACCACUGAGCCUUGAUCUGCACACCUCCUUCCCCCCGAACUAUUUUGGAAUCAUUCUUAAGAAGUGAAGGACUGGGUAAGGACUUGGGCUAAGAUACCUUUUUUUUUGGAACUCAGACUGAAGUUAGGAAACACCCACAAUGGUCACAUCUGCCCUUAUUUUACCCUCAGAAGUGGAGAGAAGUGCAAGUGCUCCUGGAAGCUGUGUUUAUACCAGAUUCCUCCAGUCAGAUUUUUGAGAAUGCUGUGGUCUGCAACAGAAAGGUGGGUGUCAUUGGGCCUCCGCACUUCUGUUGGGACGUCAUGGCAGCCCCACCGGGCUGAGAGACCAGCAGAACCCAUGUCACAAGGACAAGUGCCCCACAGCCACGGCAGCCCCCACUCCCGCAGGAGCAUCUGCUCAGCGCUCCCCAAGUCAGUUGCGUUUACUUUCAGUAAAUGGAGUCACAGACAGACGUUUUUGUCAAGGCCCCCAGGUAGGUGCAUGCUCACUCACACCUGCUGCCCCUCACUCACCCGCCCAGUGUUCUGGAAUCUUCUGGCCUGAGGAUUUAGGCUGCAUGGGCACUGAGAGCACUGCAACUCCUCACCUCAGUUCCCGCCUCCCCACCACCCAUCUCGGACCCCAGCGCCACCUCUCCAAAGCACAUGCGCAUUUCUCCUAAUGCCUGCACCCGGGCUCUGCAGGGUCUCAGUCCCGGUUGCUUGUGGGAAAUGGAGAUCUCCGGAAGAGACUCCGCAGAUGCCCAGAGCCCCACCCUUCAGACUCCUCCCAGCAUGCAGCGCACCACAUUGAGAACUGCGCCUCAGAGACACCUGGGAUUGCCGCCUAUGGGGAAGUACAGAAGUACGCAGGCGCAUGUGGGUGGGGCGGACACGCGGAAAACGCUGCCCAUGAGAAGAGGGAGGUGGAGUCCUCACCACUCAGGCUUCGGAGUGUGGUACCCCCUCGAUUCUGCAGGGGUGCCUCUAUGGCUGGGAGAUGUGUGGGACGAGCUCCUGAGACCCCCAAGGCACCCACUGUCAGUGUCUUUGGGAGGUUGUUGGGGCCACCCAAUGUGGAUGGAGCAGGGUGUGGGGACACAUGAAACCAGCAUAUGGAAGGGCUGCUGGGAGGACUGCAGUGCGGGACAGGGUGGCUGCCAAUCUACAAGAUCGACACCUUCGCUGCCCUCCCUGAGCUUCCAUUUGGAAAGCAGUGACAAAAGGCCAAAGGAGUGAUGAAUGUGCUUCUCAAGAAUCCUAAAGCAGCAG